Molecule: messenger RNA, 752 nt
Organism: Effrenium voratum
Lineage: Eukaryota; Dinophyceae; Suessiales; Symbiodiniaceae
Source: the annotation of a GenBank genome assembly
UACCUUCGAUCCUUUAGACAUCCGGCGACGCACGUUGAAUCAUGGUCGAGGCAUCAAGUCUUCGCCGAUGUGUUCGGGCAAGUCUCGCAGGCGUCAUGGUCAUGGUAAUGCAAAGCUACCUGUUCUGCCUUCUUGGCGAGCAUGGAGCUUCCAGACUCCAAGGCAUGGCUCGACGAGAUUCCUUGCAUGAGCGAAGUGAGGUGUCGCGGGUGGUGAGGCAAGAGAACGAUCCGGAUUCCGGAGUGAGCAGAUACAACUUCGAGGAAUAUCGUGGAAUUUACAAGAGGCUGAUAAGCGAUGAGUCCUGGCCAAGAGUUAUGCGCAUUGUGGUGGUGGGUCCGCGCGGCGACGGAUUUCGCCAGGAUGUGCAGGAUGCAGUCAUCAAGGUGCUCGGAUGGGAUCCCAUCACAGUGACUGUGGAUGAAAGGACUCGCUGGCAAUCCAUGCGCCUGGAUAUCCGUGCCUUAGACAGCACGACAGGCCAACAACGAUUGAUGUGUGACAUGUCCUUUUGAUUUUCAAGACAUGUGGAAGAAGCUCCAUGUUCCGAGAGUCGGCGCGAAGAAAAGCAACGCGCUGUUCCAACUAUGCUCUGGCGUUUUCCAGCAUUGCGUCAGGAUUCAUCAAUCCUGAUGAUUUCUGUGCAUUGCACAGUUAUUUGCAGACAAUUGAUGGCAUUCAGUCCGUGCUGUGAACUGGCAAUGUGAGGUUAGGUGUCACUUGCAAAAUGGGUGUGUCUUUUUUGAGGGAAC